Messenger RNA from Mytilus californianus (California mussel), 1149 nucleotides. RefSeq lists its product as uncharacterized. The coding region runs from base 26 to 823 and encodes 265 amino acids. The record is from RefSeq and is a predicted model, not a curated record. The transcript has 2 exons. Lineage: Eukaryota; Metazoa; Mollusca; Bivalvia; Mytilida; Mytilidae.
GAGGAUUUGACGAGGAGCGUGAAGAAUGGUUUCGAAAGGCGUUUUAAUUUUCACAGUUUUGACUGCAACAUGCUCAAGUCAAAUCAUCAGAUAUAACAUCAAUCACCAUUGUUUUGGUGGGACUGGUGGUGUAUUCGAAUGUGAUCGUUUAAAAAAUGGGAGAUACAUGCUGUCAGGCGAGAAUGUGCAAGUGAUAAUCUUCAAUCGGGUGGACAGUGACGUCGAACUUAUUAUUUCAACCACCAACUUUAAGAAGGAAUUGAAUCAAAUUAAAAUCAAAGUAGGAUUCUGCCCUCGAUUAACAAUAAGAGGAAACAUUAUUAAGCACACCACCAUAGAACAUGCAAAUAAAGAAUGUCAGUAUGAAACGUCUACAACCACAGUGUCCAGAGACAACAAACGUGACAAAGUACAAAUAUCAACAUAUCAGAGCAAUCAUGGUUCCACCACAUCAAUCAAUAAAAAACAUUUUGACUCCACCACAAUGUCAGUAAAUAACGACAAAAGACAGACCUCUGAGCAUACUUCACCUGCACAUAGCAGUUCUGCGACAGCGAGGAAUGAUGAUUCCGUCACACCUGUGCACGGUAGUACUUUGACAAUGAGAAAUGAUGAUUCCGCCACAAUGACAAUGUCAGGAAGCAACGAAGGGGACAAAAGACAGACAUCUGAGUACCAGCAUACAACACCUGUGUCACCAGAUACAAAAUGUACUUCUACAAUUGGGGAUGGUCAUCAUGAUCAUGAGGAAACAGAAAAGGUGAAAACCUACCUUGUAUGGUUAAUUACUAUCACUGCCUGUAAGUAUAAUCAAAAGAACUAGGUAAUACCAAAAUACCAAAAUAAGGAAACUUUCAAGAAAGACAAUAAAUCUGAAGAUUAACAAUCAAUAAUCAAGUAACUACAACAGUUGUCAUAACUUAACACAGACAAAAAAAAAAAAAAAAAUGAGUGUAUUAAAAUUUAUUGGUAUCACAUAGAUCUAGCUGAUUUAUUUACUUAUCAUCCUACACCAGUGAAACUGAUCAUCACAGUCAUCACAGUUAACUUUUUGAGCACAACACCAGAAAUAUAUUUUACUUGUUUAUAUUCUUUAUAUAUGUUUAUAACAUAUUUUGGGGGAAAAUUCACAAGUCCAAGAAUAGUUGA